UCUAUUCAAUUAGAUGCUGAAGAACAUGGCAAUCUCACCAUUUUCACCAGAAACCAAAAGGGGGACACAGAACAUCACACCAGUAUAUGCAUUCUAUGUAAUCAAGCACCCUUUAAGCCUAGCAAGGUAAUUAAUCUCAAACAAAGCAGGGAUGAGCCGUCCCAAGACUGGCAAACCAAAGAACCGUACACUGGUAACAUCUCAUUAUAACAUAAUAACAUACCAUAAAACAACUAACGAUGAUAGUAAUGUAAAUGAUAGUAAUAAUCCUCCUGAAAUA
Linum tenue is the source of this 280-nucleotide messenger RNA. NCBI's taxonomy places the organism in Eukaryota, Viridiplantae, Streptophyta, Magnoliopsida, Malpighiales, Linaceae. The record is from the annotation of a GenBank genome assembly.